Messenger RNA from Panthera uncia (snow leopard), 1038 nucleotides. It is a transcript of the gene GPR119, whose product is annotated as G protein-coupled receptor 119. Gene Ontology annotation, cellular component: membrane. Lineage: Eukaryota; Metazoa; Chordata; Mammalia; Carnivora; Felidae. The coding region runs from base 1 to 1038 and encodes 345 amino acids. Gene Ontology annotation, molecular function: G protein-coupled receptor activity; phosphatidylcholine binding. The transcript has a single exon. The record is from RefSeq and is a predicted model, not a curated record. Gene Ontology annotation, biological process: adenylate cyclase-activating G protein-coupled receptor signaling pathway; regulation of metabolic process.
AUGGAGUCAUCUUUUCCAUUUGGAGUGACUCUUGCUGUCCUGGCCUCCCUCAUUAUUGCUGCCAAUGCACUAGUGGCUGUGGCUGUGCUGUUGCUGAUCCACAAGAAUGAUGGUGUUGGUCUCUGCUUCACCUUGAAUCUGGCUGUAGCCGACACCUUGCUUGGUGUGGCCAUCUCUGGCCUAGUCACAGACCAGCUCUCCAGCCCACCUCGGCCCACACAGAAGACCCUAUGCAGCCUUCGGAUGGCAUUUGUUACUUCUUCCGCAGCUGCCUCUGUCCUCACAGUCAUGCUGAUUGCCUUUGACAGGUACCUUGCCAUCAAGCAGCCCCUCCGCUACUUCCAGAUAAUGAACGGGCUCAUGGCUGGGUCCUGCAUUGCCGGGCUGUGGUUGGUGUCUUACCUUAUUGGCUUCCUCCCACUUGGAGUCCCCAUAUUCCAGCAGACUACCUACCAGGGUCCCUGCAGCUUCUUCGCUGUGUUUCACCCACGCUUUGUGCUGACCCUCUCCUGCGUUGGCUUCUUCCCAGCCCUGCUCCUCUUUGUCUUCUUCUACUGUGAUAUGCUCAAGAUUGCCUCCAUGCACAGCCAGCAGAUCCGAAAGGUGGAACAAGCAGGAGCCAUGGCCGGAGCAUACCGGCCUCCUCGGACUCCCAGCGACUUCAAGGCUGUCCGCACUGUGGCUGUUCUCAUUGGGAGCUUCACUCUGUCCUGGACCCCAUUCCUUAUCACUGGCAUUGUGCAGGUGGCCUGCCAGAAGUGCUACCUCUACCUGGUGCUGGAACGGUACCUGUGGCUGCUCGGUGUGGGCAACUCCCUGCUCAACCCACUCAUCUAUGCCUACUGGCAGAAGGAGGUGCGGCAGCAGCUCUACCAGAUGGCCCUGGGAGUGAAGAAAGGGCUCACCUCAUUCCUUCUUCUUCUCUCAGCCAGGGAUGGUGGCCCAGAGGGGCCCAGGGAAAGUUCCUGUCCUAUCACCACUAUCUCCCACUCACAGCUUCAUGGCGAAGAUGGUGAGGGCAGAGAAGUUUCAGAGUGA